AUGCAGAAGCCACAAUCCCAUACAACGCAGCAACAACAAUCUGUGCAGACUCCGCUGCAACAUCAGACGUUAGCUUCUCAUCUCUAUCCCUUGGUGGAAAAUUUAAAAGAUGUGACUGAAUCUAGAGCACGAGAUCAGAACUCUGAUGCCCUGUAUGUUGAUGUACAGAAGCAAAAUCUAGAAGAAAGUGAACAAUUGCUUCAACAAAGAAUGGAAUUGAUUGAGGAAUACAAGAAAUCUGUCGAAGAGAUUGUGAAAAAAGAGCCUUAG
Molecule: messenger RNA, 270 nt
Organism: Arabidopsis thaliana (thale cress)
Lineage: Eukaryota; Viridiplantae; Streptophyta; Magnoliopsida; Brassicales; Brassicaceae
Product: mediator of RNA polymerase II transcription subunit
Exons: 4
Coding region: 1-270 (89 amino acids)
Cellular component (GO): mediator complex
Source: RefSeq, marked reviewed